Temnothorax curvispinosus is the source of this 2751-nucleotide messenger RNA. RefSeq names its product ubiquitin carboxyl-terminal hydrolase 1-like (gene Usp1). The record is from RefSeq and is a predicted model, not a curated record. Bases 334 to 2253 code for a protein of 639 amino acids. Gene Ontology annotation, molecular function: cysteine-type endopeptidase activity; cysteine-type deubiquitinase activity. NCBI's taxonomy places the organism in Eukaryota, Metazoa, Arthropoda, Insecta, Hymenoptera, Formicidae. Gene Ontology annotation, biological process: protein deubiquitination. Gene Ontology annotation, cellular component: nucleus; cytosol. The transcript is spliced from 7 exons.
ACGUUUUCUGCGUUCUCGAUCGCGGCGCGGCGUGCGAAGUGCGAGUCCUCUCUCCCUCCCCCUCCUGCCCGGAGUCCCCGGUCCCCGCGGCCUGGUGCCUGGUUGCGUCGCGUGAAGUUGUCGCGGGGAGCGAGUCAGCGAGCGGCGUAAACCGGGGCGGAUUCGCCGAUUUGGGACGCUGAUCAUGUAGCUUGCCGCGAGUCUUGGCAGGCGCUACCGUGGCUCUCUCAACGUAGGAACGCACUAUCUAACUGGCUCGCACUAGCAACAAUUAUAACAAACGAGCCCGUUCGCGUUCCAUGACUUCCCCACUCGAUCACACGUUAACAGAAGAUGACAGUAUUAGAAACGGAGGAAGACGCAGAUAAACGCUCCGUUCCUCCUAGAAAGAAGUUCUGCCUGUCCCUGUCAGGUCGCGGACGUGCAAUCCCCAUCGUCGUCCCGCAGCCCCCUCCUACAUCCACGAGAGGGGGCCUUCUGGAUAGAACAGAUCUUUCGUUUAGUACAAGCAAAAUGUUGAAUGGCUAUCGAAAUCAGCUGAGCAAUCACCAGGAUGGAAGCCACGACAUGUCUGGUACCAGUACGGAAGGAUUAAAGAUAGCUACCUUAUGCAAUCUAGGAAAUACUUGCUUCCUCAAUAGUGUAUUAUAUACUUUAAGAAUCGCGCCUUCCUUUCUGCACAAUUUACAUCAUUUAGCCACCGAUUUGUCAAACCUAAACGACAAACAACUUCAGACAAAAGCCAAAUCUUCUUCAUUAGGUAGAACCGGAGUAUCGCUAACAUCGAGCAGUAGUCGUAGCUGGAGCAGUAAAGAUCUGCUGGCGCUAGCUGGAUCAACAGUAGAAGCCAAUAAACCACGUAUUCAAAUAGCUACUGAGAGAUUACACGAGCUCUUUAUGGCAUUGCGAGCAUCGGAGGUGAGAGAGAACAGCGAACCGUACCAACCGGAUGCUUUUUUACAAGCUCUUAGAGAAGUAAAUCCGAUAUUUGAGGGAAAUCAGCAGCAGGAUGCACAUGAACUUCUGGUAUGCUUGCUCGACAACAUCAGGGAGACUUUCCAAUUGUUGGUCAGAUACAGAGAGAGCCAAUUCGGUCAGAGCAAUGGCAGUUAUCCUGAAUUUACCACAAACCAUGCCGUGACAGAGACACAAUCGGAGAGCGCUUCUACGAAGAGGAGCCUCCGUAAGUCCAGAAAGAAGAAGAAAAUUACGAGCAGGGGGAGUUCGGUAUCUCUCGCGCAGCCAAACGCAAAUGGCGUCGUAGGAUCCACGAGACCAUAUGAGAACGGUCACGCUGAGUUCGCAGAGAGUAACGGCGAGAUAGGGAUGCGCAAGCCGGAGAGCAAGAAGUGUUUUAUCUCGGAGGAUUUUGAGGGUGUCAGCCUAUUGCGCACAACGUGUCUCGAGUGCGAACACGUGACGGAACGGAAGGAGACCUUCUGCGAUAUAUGCGUACCCAUUGACAUUGAUCGUUCAAACGAGAAAGAUGAUGAUGGUGAAUUGGUGGAUAGCAGUGAGGUAUACAAACGCGCUGUAGUGACUAGUGAACUGCUUUGGGGUAGGGAUAAAUACUGGUGUGCACGGUGCCUACGAUAUAAUGAGGCUCGCAGAGCCGUAUGUUUCCCCUCUUUACCCAGACUCCUUAUCUUGCAGUUGAAGAGAUUUUCUACUGCCGCUGGUUCGAUGGAGAAAAUCAAUAAUCAUAUGCCAACGCCGUUUACCUUGCAAUGCUUCUGCGAGGAGUGCAGUAACGAUGAGACCCAUGGGACGACAGCUGGUGGCAGUACGGAGACGCGGCAUGUGUACAAAUUAUACUCGGUCAUAAUGCACCAAGGUGCAACGAUGACCGCCGGGCAUUACGUCGCUUACACACGUUUACCCGACGAAUCUGCAUACGCGGAAUAUUCCCAAUGCGAUCGCGACAAUAAGCGGCAGAACUCGAGCCAGGCGGGCGCCGCGAACGCAAACUCGUCAUCGUCGUCUUCCUCCUCUGACAAAGCGACAGGCCUCCUCAAGUACUUCAGGAGCAAGCCUAGCGCGAGCGAGAACAAGGAGCAGCUAGUGAAUAGGGUCGGCUGUCGUAGCAUGGAUUGUUGCGGCAUCAGGCGAAAUAAACAGGGCGUCACUUGGCUGGAGUGCGACGACGAGGCGGUGCACGUGAUCCCGCUGCGAGAACUCGAGGACAAAUUGGCACCAAAUGCGCGGAAUUCCGCCACCCCCUAUCUCCUGUUCUAUGUGAGGUCGACGACGUAAGCUGCCGUUUCUCGUCUCCUCGCGUCGGAAGUUCAGUAUCAAAAUGUCUUCGUUUGGAAUUCUCCGAGCGAAGCAGCAGCGAGCAUACGAUGACAAAAAUGGGCCUCGUUCUUCCCACAUUGCUCUCUUCCUCACCCUCUAUUCUCCAACGAUCGUGCUGUGAUGUAUCGCACAUUCCAAAUCACCCGAGUUCUCUUCUUCCUGUAUACGUACCGCAUCGGGCUUUAGAGACGCGAGCGUGUAUUAUUUUCGUAGGUAAUAAAACUACCGCCAAUCUUAUGUACCAUAUUAUGUACAUUAGAUUCCCGUCGAUCGGACGGUUAUACGUCGAGCUGACUUCUGUACAUGUAACGAAAUACUACCUUCGAGCUCGACGUAACGAAUUCACGGAGCGAACAUCGCAAUUCCGCGCGUAGACGACUUAGCCUUAGUUGGGACGUGGAACGUUUUAUUAUUGAGUUAUCUGUAAAAUAAUAAAAAAAAAUUAUGUAUUCUUGA